Messenger RNA from Ostreococcus lucimarinus CCE9901, 972 nucleotides. RefSeq lists its product with no specific name. The annotation marks the transcript as partial. Gene Ontology annotation, biological process: root hair cell development. Gene Ontology annotation, molecular function: glycosyltransferase activity. The record is from RefSeq and is a predicted model, not a curated record. NCBI's taxonomy places the organism in Eukaryota, Viridiplantae, Chlorophyta, Mamiellophyceae, Mamiellales, Bathycoccaceae. The transcript has a single exon.
AUGGAACCGUUCGCGCUUCGAGCGAUCAAUGGGCGCAGAACGGAUGCGUUCGUCGUGGAUGACUCAAGACCGAACAGGUGUGAACCGAAGCGAAUUAAUAGACGGAUAUGGGGUUCCGCGCGCUCGUUAGAUUUCAUCGUUCCGCGCGACUCUGAAGAGUGGCCUCAGAACUGCGACGGACGCGAGGCGCUUUGCGAAGUUUUGCGACGAGUGGCGAAAAACAGAGAAGUACUAGCCGCGGUGGCGAACUCGCAAGCGCCUGGUUUGACGCCAUUCUUGGAAAUGCUCAUCGCGUUGAAAGUUCCAAACUUUCUCGUCAUCGCGCUCGACGAGCCGCUGACAAAGCGUUUGGAUGAGCUGGGCGUGCCCUAUUACUUUCACGAAGAUCCCGUGAUGGGUAAUCACAAAGUGAGCGCGAAGAAGUUUGCUUUGAUUCAAGAGUUCGUCGCCGUAGGAUGUUCUGUGCUGCUUACCGACACAGACGUCACGUAUCAGCAGAACCCAUUCGAUUACUUGUACCGCGACAGCGACAUCGAAAGCAUGAGUGAUGGCUUCGAUAAUGAUUCAGCCAAUGGAUUCUUACAGCCUAUCGACGAUGUUUCGUUCGGUGAGGCUCGGCGGCGCGCUGGAUCAUUUCGCGUUGCCGCGCUCAAUAGCGGCAUGUGGUACGUGAGCGCCACUGAAGCAAGUUUGCGGUUGAUGAAAAUCAUGGCGCAUCGCUUGGCAACGGAAGAGUUGUGGGACCAGAGCGGGUACAAUCUUGAGCUCUGGUUCGCGAGUCGCGACGCGCACAUGACGUCAGGGGCGACAGUGCGAGUCAUGGAUCCGUUUUGCUUCAUGAACAGCAAGGUCAUGUUUCGAAUCAUUCGUCACUCGAAGCCUUUACAGCGAGAGAAUCAUCGCCCGGUGGCGAUGCACGCGAACUAUCACACGGACAAGGACAACAAAAUCAAGCUCGUUCACGCGUAUUAC